Molecule: messenger RNA, 255 nt
Organism: Strongylus vulgaris
Lineage: Eukaryota; Metazoa; Nematoda; Chromadorea; Rhabditida; Strongylidae
Source: the annotation of a GenBank genome assembly
AUGCUUUCGGACCAAGGAAACGCGAUAACGACUGUCGUGGAGAUUGUCUCACGCUCUGCACCUACAACGGCUGGAACUCCACCAAAGCCGAUCUUCACGCCCUUCUCGAAGCUGCAGGGCGCAUCACUACCACCUAAUCGCCUUGCAAGAAACAAAGUCCGGAAAGGCGGACAUGAGGAAACUGAGUGGACACACUCAUCAUUCGUGAUGAGAAAGUUCGUUCACGGAACGUUAGAGGCGUCGGAUUUGUCGUAA